AAAUUACGGCCUCCUUCAACCUUAAGUUAUGGAUUUUAUCCAACUGCAUUUAAUGGCUUCCGGAAAUUAAAUCGUACUACUAUAAAUUCGAAAAAAAAAUUUGAUCAAAAUCAUCAUAAUCAUAGAAACUGGUUAAUUGAACAUAGAAAUCCAAGAAUUAACCAUCCACAGCUGAAUUUCAGUAUCACAAAGCUCUGAUUUCAAACUAGGGAACUUUCCAAUUCUUCGUGAUAUGCUAAAUUACCCAAUUAAUUUUCACAUGUGUUAUUGAAUUCUGCACUUUGAUGGCUGGAUUGGAAGAGUUGAAGAAGAAGCUCGUACCACUCUUUGAUGCAGAGAAAGGGUUUCCAUCUGGGUCAACAAUCGACCCUUCCGAUUCUUACAUGUUAUCAGAUCAUGGAACAGUGAAUCUACUGAGUAAAUCAUACAAUAUCUACAACAUCAAUGAGCUGGGGUUGCAGAAAUGCAGCUCAUCUUCUUCCCCUUCAGCAUUUUCUGUUGAUGAUGGGGAGAAGACAUACAGGUGUGCUUCUCAUGAGAUGAGGGUUUUCGGGUCCAUCGGCAGCGGUGCCAGCAGUGUUGUGCAGAGGGCAAUUCAUAUCCCCAAUCACCGGAUCAUUGCCCUAAAGAAAAUCAACAUUUUUGAGAAGGAGAAAAGGCAACAGCUUCUUACUGAGAUAAGGACGUUGUGUGAGGCGCCGUGCUAUGAAGGUCUGGUCCAAUUUUAUGGUGCUUUCUAUACUCCUGACUCUGGACAGAUAAGUAUAGCUUUGGAAUACAUGGAUGGUGGAUCUUUGGCUGAUAUCCUUCGUAUACGCAAGACUGUACCAGAACCAGUUCUUUCCAUCAUGGUGCAGAAACUCUUGCUUGGGCUGAGUUACUUGCAUGGAGUUAGGCACUUGGUUCAUAGAGAUAUUAAACCUGCAAAUUUGCUUGUAAAUCUCAAAGGGGAACCAAAGAUUACGGAUUUUGGUAUCAGUGCUGGUUUAGAGGAUUCAAUGGCCAUGUGUGCAACUUUUGUUGGAACUGUUACAUACAUGUCUCCUGAGAGGAUUCGAAAUGAAAACUACUCGUACCCUGCUGAUAUUUGGAGUCUUGGGCUUGCGCUAUUCGAAUGUGCUACCGGUGAAUUUCCUUACAGUGCUAAUGAAGGGCCAGUUAAUCUUAUGUUGCAGAUUUUGGACGAUCCAUCUCCUUCACUUAUGGAUAAGGGUUUUUCUCCAGAGUUUUGUUCAUUUAUUGACGAUUGCCUCGAGAAAGAUCCAGUGGCAAGGCCAACUGCUGAGAAGCUACUUUCGCAUCCAUUUGUCACGAAGUAUGAGGAGGCUGGAGUGAACUUGGAAGAGUUUGUCCAAAGUAUAUUUGACCCAACGCAGAGGAUGAAGGAACUAGCAGAUAUGCUGGCAAUACACUAUUACUUACUUUUCGAUGGAUCUGAUGAUCUUUGGCAUCACAUGAAGACUUUAUAUGAAGGGCAUUCAGUUUUCAGUUUUUGUGAGAAGGAAUCUGCCGGGCCAGAUGACAUCUUUGCAACCUUGUCAAACAUACGCACGACACUGGCUGGUAAAUGGCCACCUCAGAAGCUUGUACAUGUCGUGGAGAAACUCCAGUGCCGUGCACACGGCCAAAGCGGAAUAGCUAUUCGUGUGUCAGGGUCAUUCAUUGUUGGGAACCAGUUCUUGAUAUGUGGAGAUGGUUUGCAAGUAGAGGGCAUGCCAAAUUUCAGAGACCUAUCAAUUGACAUACCGAGCAAGCGUAUGGGCACAUUCCGGGAGCAGUUCACUCUGGAAAGGUCGAGCUUCAUAGGCCGCUACUUCAUUGCAGCACAGGAGCUCUACAUUGCUCAAUAAUUAUCAGACUGCGAAUUCGAAUUGUUGGAACGGUCAGUUACACUCAGCAACUGUCUUAUAGUAUCUAUCUGUCAACACCAGCUAUCAGUGGAAAUGUGUUUUGGUCACAUUGAUUUUGGCUUUCCCUUUGUAACUCUGUUGUAUCCAGUAGUAAGCGAUUAUAGAGUUGACAUAUUUAGUAGUAAGAUUUGAGGAUGUUACCUCUCUUUUGUGUGUUUAAAACAAUCUUGCUAAACACUAUUUUCCUGUUAUCUUAGAUUUUGAGAAUUUUCACCCAA
Salvia splendens (bonfire salvia) is the source of this 2128-nucleotide messenger RNA. RefSeq names its product mitogen-activated protein kinase kinase 3. The transcript has 9 exons. Bases 285 to 1850 code for a protein of 521 amino acids. Lineage: Eukaryota; Viridiplantae; Streptophyta; Magnoliopsida; Lamiales; Lamiaceae. The record is from RefSeq and is a predicted model, not a curated record. Gene Ontology annotation, biological process: MAPK cascade; protein phosphorylation. Gene Ontology annotation, molecular function: ATP binding; MAP kinase kinase activity.